CAACUCCCAGCAUGCCCCGGGGGGGCGGGCUCGGCGGCUGCGCAGAGGAGUGUGCGUGUGGGGUCUCGUGGGACUGCAGCAUGGCGGUGUUUGCGGACUUGGACCUGCGAGCGGGUUCGGACCUGAAGUCUCUCCGCGGGCUGGUGGAGACCGCUGCUCACCUCGGCUAUUCAGUUGUUGCCAUCAAUCAUGUUGUUGACUUUAAGGAAAAGAAACAGGAAAUUGAAAAGCCAAUAGCUGUUUCUGAACUCUUCACAACAUUGCCGAUUGUGCAGGGAAAAUCAAGACCAAUUAAAAUUUUAACAAGAGUCACGAUUGUUGUCUCAGACCCAUCUCACUGUAAUGUUUUGAGAGCAACUUCUUCAAGGGUUCGACUGUAUGAUAUCGUUGCUGUUUUCCCAAAAACAGAAAAACUUUUUCACGUGGCUUGCACACAGUUAGAUGUGGAUUUAGUCUGUGUAACUGUGACGGAGAAACUGCCAUUUUACUUCAGAAGACCCCCUAUUAGUGUGGCAAUUGACCGAGACCUAAGCUUCGAGCUUGUUUAUAGCCCUGCUAUCAAGGACUCCACAGUAAGAAGGUACACAAUUUCCAAUGCGCUCAAUUUGAUGCAGAUCUGCAGAGGAAAGAAUGUAAUUAUAUCCAGUGCUGCUGAAAGGCCUUUAGAAAUAAGAGGACCAUACGACGUGGCAAACUUAGGGUUGCUGUUUGGGCUCACUGAAAAUACUGCCAAGGCUGCUGUGUCCACCAACUGCCGAGCAGCACUUCUCCAUGGAGAAACCAGAAAAACUGCUUUUGGAAUUAUCUCCACCGUGAAGAAACCUCGGCCAUCAGAAGGAGAUGAUGAUUCUCUCCCAGCUUGCAAGAAAGCGAAGUGUGAGGGCUGAAAACACACUCCAGCCUCCACAGCCUCCCUUGUGUCAUUCAUCAGCCACAACAAAAAUAAAACCUGGAUUGUCGUUUGCAAUUCUCA
Molecule: messenger RNA, 973 nt
Organism: Oryctolagus cuniculus (rabbit)
Lineage: Eukaryota; Metazoa; Chordata; Mammalia; Lagomorpha; Leporidae
Gene: RPP30
Product: ribonuclease P/MRP subunit p30
Biological process (GO): tRNA processing
Cellular component (GO): nucleolar ribonuclease P complex
Molecular function (GO): RNA binding
Source: RefSeq, a predicted model, not a curated record